GGAGAAGUGGAAUCGAUGACUUUAGACGUGCAAAUCCUACAUGUGGGUUCUGUGCAUCCGAAACACGUGAAACCUGUACCAGAUAUGCCUAAUUUUGUUGGCCACCUGCAACACCUCAUCUUUAAUAGAAAGCAUUACUUGGAUAUGGCACACAGCGGACAGAUUGCGAAUUUUGAAGUUACAGCCAAAUUUGGCAAGAAAGACAACAUAGUGCAUCACCCCAUCACCUUUAAAUCCAAAUUUACUUUCCUGGGCCUGCCACAGCUGAGAGCUUACUCCACUCUGAACCUCUACUUCCAAUUCAAAACCAUGGAACCCAAUGGACUCAUCUUGUAUAACGCUGGAAAGGGCCAAGAUUUCAUCGCUGUGGAACUUGUCGAUGGUCACAUUCACUAUGUUUUCAACUUAGGAGAUGGACCUCGGGAAGUGAGGUCCAAUACCAAAGCAACCCUCAAUGACAACCAAUGGCAUGCUGUUACGAUUGGAAGACCUGCCGUUCAUCAACAAACUCUAAUGGUGGAUGAUAUGAUAACAAAGGUAAGGAGCGCUGGUCCUAAUACCCAUCUAGAUCUCCAGGGUUUAUUAUAUCUAGGUGGUGUCAGACGCUCUAUGUUUGCCACUCUGCCUAGACUCUUGCAUUCUAGGCAAGGAUUUCAAGGAUGCCUUGCCUCACUGGACCUCAACGGAGAAACCGGAGACCCCAUCCGGGAUGCUCUCAUUCCAUCAACUCUGGUUACCAAGGGAUGUGCAGGUCCUAUUACGAAGUGCAGCCAUUCCGCCUGCGCAAACCAUGGAGUUUGUGUACAGAUGUGGAACAACUAUGCCUGCGACUGCGAUAUGACGUCAUUCUCUGGACCCAUUUGUGCCGAUGAAAGCAUAUCUUACGAAUUUGGACCGGGGACUGGCUUAAUCACGUUUACAUUCCCACCCGACAAAAGGCCUGAUACAAAGUCUGACCUGGUGGCAUUGGGAUUCAUCACCAUGACCGACAACGGAGUUCUGGUGCGCAUAGAUAGUGGGACUUCGAAUGAUUAUAUGGAACUCGAAAUUGUGGAUGGCAACGUUUACAUGUUGUACAACAUGGGAACGGAGGAUCAUCCAAUUGGGGAACACAGCGUCCAUGUCAAUGACGGACAAUAUCACGUGGUACGAUUCACUAGAUCCGGCGCCAACUCGACAAUACAGGUCGACGACCACAACGUCCAAGUCAAACAUCCCCCAGGUCGUCAGCUGACGGUAUUCAACAGUCAUUCAACCAUUCAAGUCGGUGGAAAGAAAGACCCAUUAAGAGGUGGCAUCGAGAGGCCUUUCCAAGGCAUCAUCUCGGGUCUCGUGGUGAACGGAGACCGUAUACUGGACAUGGCAGCCGAGGACGAUCCUCGGAUAAUGGUCCAAGGGGAUGUAGAACUCCUGAUGUCGUUGCCUUUGAGUCUUCAGCAAAGAUCGGUGCCUACUGACCAUCACCAAAUGCAGCAGCACGCCGGGUCUCCUAAUUACGAAGGAGACGAUUUGGUGUAUUCUGGGGGUGGCGGUUCUGGCUGUUUCGAUGACGAAGAUGAUUGUGGAGAAGCUGAACCAACUACAGGCGAUGACCUUAUUACACCCGUGUACAUCCCACCAACACCCAGACCUUACGCUCGCACCACCCCUAGUAUAUCUUCAGGUGGAAAUGGUAAUUACAUCCACGGCCGAUCGUCGGCACCUCCUCGUCACGCUGGCGGCCUGGAGGACACAACCUGCGAUGAUGAAGAAGACUGCGUAGAUGGUGGAUCAGGGCUGGGGGAAGUAGGCUUUACACCUAACCAGCACACCCCUGCUACUCCAUCAUUUGUAACUACUAAUAGUGGCCAUCGUGAUGUCUCAGAGAGUUUUAUCUACCCUCCUCGUGUCAUUCCACCACCCACCCACGAUGUCCUUCACAAAGUUGAGAUAACUCCGCCAUCUAUACCUCCGACACCUGCAGAACCACCCUAUCGAAGACCUCCACCAGAGGAAAUAGGUAUCAGUCAUCGGCGGCCGCCACCUGCACCACCUUUGAUGCCAAGUAUUCCUCAGCAAACACCCCGCCCUCCCCACAGGACAUCCACUAGACCUCCUCUCUCCGUGAUAGAUGUACCCAUUCCAGACUUACCUGUAACUGGCAGUAAUCGCAACAAACCCCCGCCAAAAGUCAAGACGUCAUCGGCAGCCGACAAUACAGCAAUGGUUAUUGGAAUUAUAGCUGGUGUGCUCAUCGUCGUCGUUAUCGUGGCCCUUGUCGUGUUCCGCGUGCGCAGCUGGACCCUGGCAGCAAGUCCAGGAGCCGCGGGCUACAAAGUCGAUGAAUCAGCUAAAAGGUACCACUUCCCACCAGCCGGUACAGCGCCCUACCAGUCCCAACCCCCCUCCGCGCAACACAUGAAUGGAGCUGUCAAGUGCGAUCCAGCUCAGAACAAACUUGUUAAACUGUCGAAGAAGAAGGACAUCAAAGACCUCAAAGAGUGGUACGUGUGAGGGCAAAACAUCAACCUCGACUUCUUUCGAUUGGCACGCUACGUUGUCUCGUUCCAACUAUUACUUGGUCUUCUAAGUCUUUGCAUGAACUUCAUUCCUGAGUGGCAACGGUUCUUUCGUUAUUUGCUGCGCCAUUAUGCAUGUCUUACUCUCUGACAAUAGAACUCAAAGGAAUGGCGAAAUGAUUAGGUAUCCAGUUCCUCGAAAGAACUUGCUGCUCUAUCAUGACAAAUAUCUUUCGUUUUGUUUUUAUUUUGUUUGCAACAUUCAGAUACUUUAUUCCGCAUCUAUCUAUAUAUAUAACAGAUCAUCAGAUAAAUAUUUGUGUAAUUUUACACAAAAUUUUAAAAAUAAUUUUUCGAGUCUUCGUUGCCGGAAGCCAUCGGCAAGUUGUUGUGAAUAUGGUUUAUAACAUUGUUCUUGUGAUAGGUAUGAGAUGAAUACAUUGUGUGAAAAUUAUACGCAAUAAAUACCUUAGAAAUAAACGAAUUUGCCUGAAUAUAAAAUGGCUUUCGGAAGAUAUGUAAUAUAAAUUCGCGGAAGGAGUCGUCGUGGUGGAUCGUUGUUGUCGAUGUUACAAAAAACAUCGUUCACUUGUACAGUAAACAAAUAGAAUCGGACGAAGUUAGUUUGAAUUCAUUCGCUUCAGCUGACCAAACAUACGUUGGAACGAGUAAAUAUCAAAAUGCCAAAAAUGGGGCGAAUUUGAGAGAAACCUUUGCAGCACUAAGCAUCUUCUGUGGUUUGUUUUAACAGCCUUCUUGACAUCAAAGUGUUUAUAAAAGCAAACUAUAGCUGUGCUGCGUGGCAAGGAAGCUAUACCAUACCACAGAAAAUUCGAGGAAAAUUGCGUAAAUAUUAUGUGGUACAAUAGCAGCCAAACUGAAAUACAAGCACCAUCGAAUUUCACAUUUUGAAUCCUUGAGAGAAAUCAUUAGCAUAACGAAUGUUCGAAAGCUGUGAACUGUUGGUUAUUGUGUGGAACUGCUUUGAGGCCCAAAGAGUUGACUGAAGAGCUUACCACUAGCAUUCUGAGGGCUUAGCCUGUGAGACAGUCCGAAAUGUGCGAAUGAUCGAAUAAAACAGAGUUAAAUAUAAAUUUUAAUCUAUGAGGUACAACUGGAAAAGUGAAAUAUAACGUUCAAGUACUGUACUUUUGUUCUUCGCCUGCUUUAGAGAUAUUAAACUAAAAUUAUACCUUAUCAUUAGAACUGUCAAUUGCAUUGGUAAUAUAAUGUUACACAGCAUUCUGUUUAAAACAUUAAAAGUUUUAGACUGAUCUUU
Messenger RNA from Stegodyphus dumicola, 3777 nucleotides. RefSeq names its product neurexin 1-like. NCBI's taxonomy places the organism in Eukaryota, Metazoa, Arthropoda, Arachnida, Araneae, Eresidae. The record is from RefSeq and is a predicted model, not a curated record.